Molecule: messenger RNA, 594 nt
Organism: Mycosarcoma maydis (corn smut)
Lineage: Eukaryota; Fungi; Basidiomycota; Ustilaginomycetes; Ustilaginales
Product: translation machinery-associated protein 20
Exons: 2
Coding region: 1-594 (197 amino acids)
Biological process (GO): formation of translation preinitiation complex
Molecular function (GO): RNA binding
Source: RefSeq, a predicted model, not a curated record
AUGUCGCUGUUCAAGAAGUUCGAGCCCAAACCCGAUCUGGGUCCCGCUACAGCACUCAAGUCUUCGGUGCGCAGAGUGAUCCGCCAAAAGCUCACCGACCAAUAUCCAGCACUAGCCAAGGACGAGGGUGCGCUCCUGGAAGCAGCAUGGCCCAAUAAGGCCUCGGUGACCACGGUCAAGUUCGCAAGGGAGCAUGUACAGAUGCUUAUUUCCGACAAGCAGGUGCUCUUCUUUCAGCACUAUGACGAUUGGUACUUGCCGAGCUUGAAGCUGCUGCACAAAUUCCCUGAUAUGCUUCCAUCGGUACAGGUCGACCGCGGAGCCAUCAAGUUUGUGCUAUCUGGUGCCAAUGUUAUGUCGCCCGGAUUGACAAGCGCAGGUGGCAAGCUACCGGAUCCAUCAAAGGGAGAAGAGCCUGUCAAGAAGGGGCAGUGCGUUGCCAUCAGAGCACAGGGAAAAGACGAGAUUCUCGCCGUCGGUGUCAUGUCGAUGGACACGGAAGAAGUACGAAAAACCGGGAAGGGUAUUGCGAUAGAAAACAUUCAUUACCUUGGAGACGAUCUAUGGUUGACGCUGGCCAAAGGUGGCAUCUGA